GUUGUGCCGCUUUUCCUGUGUUAUUAUCACUACGUUAUCAUGUAACCAGUUUGUAAACGGUGGCUCAAAUAUUUAAAAGCUUCGGCUGAAUCAUACUAAGGUUUAUCCCAUUCAUGUCUCCUUAGCUCUCUAAAGAGACGAAAUCCUAAUGGUGACAACAUGAAGUCCGCCAAGAAGAAAUCUUUGCUUAACAAAGCAAAGAGAGGCGAGAAACAAAGCGACGCCGUCACGGUUAAGACUGAAUAUGAAGCUCAGCUGGACGGUGAGGUGGAGGAGGACGUCAAGGAAGGUUACAUUAACGGAGACGGUCUCAACAUCCAAAUUAAAGAGGAGCCACACUCACAGGAGAUCAGUGAGGAGCACAGGGAAGGAGACGCAUCCAGUGGUUUUGACACUAAACCUGACACUGGGUCAUUAAAGCCAGAUAUUGACCAUCAAGAGGGACAUUUAAAGGAAGAGCCUGACUCAGACCCUCAGCCGGAAUUUGAGGUCACUGCAGGGUAUGAGGCGGCUGUCAAGGAGGAGUCAGACUCGUGGAUAAAAGAGGAGAGAGACUGUGAGGAGGAGGCGGCAGAAGAUGCAGCCAACAUCCAGGAAGGUAAUGGAGAGGAAGAGCAGGUCUGCACAGAGUCAUCGUCUGAGUUCUUUCCAUGUCCUCACUGCACUGUCUCCUUUACUGAUGUGGAAUUCCUGGAGAAGCAUGUCAAAUGGGUCCACCAGAAACAGUAUCUGGCUAAGCUGAAAAAAUGCCUCUCCAGCCGCAAUCUGAACCUCAUCCCUAAACACACCUGCACUGUCUGCAACAGCACCUUUAACUCUAAAGUACACCUUAGAGUCCAUGUACAAGAAGUGCAUCCUUCUGCUCCUCCUCGCAGGCUCCACCCCUGCCCAACCUGUGCACGCAGCUUCCAGUACCUGAAGAAUCUGAAGAAUCACUGUCAGCGCUGGCACAACAUGUCCGUGGUGACCAGAGGUGGACAUCUCAGCUGCGCUGACUGUGGGAAGAGUUUCAAAGCUACCUGGGGUCAAGGGCCUCAUUUGUGUCAUGAACCGGAUAACACUGAAUCUGAAGAUAAGCCAAUCUGUCUGGAUAUUGGUGUGCAGUGUCAAGAAUGCGGUAAAAAGGUGCGCACACCUCAAAGCCUGGAGGAUCACAUGCGUACCCACACAGGUGAUCGGCCAUUUGUCUGCAAGGAUUGUGGUCGUAGGUUCGUGGAGCGCAGUGGUUGGCGUCAACACAUGAAAAUACACACAGGGGAGAAGCCGUACAAAUGUGAAGUGUGUGGAAAGGCCUUUCUGCGGUCACACCACCUCAAGUGCCACUUAACAACACACUCUGGCAAGAAGGAAUACUCUUGCUCUGAAUGUGGAAAGGAGUUUGGCUUUAAGUCAAGUCUUGAUCUCCACCUGAGAACACAUUCCAGUGAGAAACCCUUUCACUGCAAUGUGUGCGGGAAGAACUUUAACACUCGGAGGAACCUGAGGCUUCAUGCCAAACUUCACACUGAUGAGAAAGCUCACCAGUGUGGGGACUGUGGGCUGAAGAUUGGAGAUCUCGGGGCUUUGAAAAUACACCUGCGGACGCACACCGGUGAAAGGCCUUAUCAUUGCACAGUCUGUGGCAACAGGUUCAUUCGCCUCGCACAUCUGCGAAACCACCAGCGCACCCACACGGGUGAGAGACCCUACAAAUGCACUGAAUGCGACAAGAGUUUCACUCAAUCUGGCGACCUGGUGAAGCAUAAGAGGAUACACUCUGGUGAGAAGCCUUUUGAAUGCCCAGACUGCCACCGCCGUUACACCUCCUCCGGUGAUCUAGGCAAACACCGAAGGAGCCACACCAACCUGCGUCCCUACACGUGUCAAGAAUGUGGAAAAAGCUUUCGUUUGUCAGGCCAUUUGAAAACUCACAUGUUAACUCACACGGGGGAGAAGCCGUAUUCCUGCCCCAACUGCCUUCGCAGGUUUGCUCGCUCUCACCACCUUUCAGGUCACGUGGCCAAAUGUCGCUGAGCCUUCUUGAGUGGGUUGUAAAUAAGCUAAGUCCAACUUUAAAGUGGUCAUUACGGGAGCUGUAUACAGUCUAUACUACUAGAUUUAAAAAAAAAAAAAUUGAAAGUCAAAGAUAAAGCUACUCUUACCUUUCUUGCAUUUCACAAAGCACUUUGAAAAAACUUGAACAGCAACAACCCUUCCUCCAUCCUAUGUGCCACCCCCACACUACCUUGCCCCCCGCGAACGCACACUAUAUAUAUAUAGUUUUCUUUUUCCCCGUGGGAGCGGCUGGAGGUGGAAGCUGUGACCCGCUUUUGUCUGUCAUUGUCAGUCGCUACUGUCUGUUUACGGCUAUCUCUGUGGAUCAUGGAUGUAUUAUAAUGCCGCGGAUCCACAAAAGACUCUUUUCCGGGUGGGGAUGCGCGCGAUUACAUAAUGCGGAAGGGGAAAACAGGCAGGCCAAUCGCUUGGCCAAUCAUUGGUCAGAGUUUUCGCAGAAUAUUAUGAGAAUGGAAUAAUGAUUAGUUUCUAUGCUUGGUGGAUCUCUCUGACAUUUUAGAGUGCCAUUACCUUAUUAAUAGCAUUUUAACCUAAACAAAAAAAUGUGUAAAAAUUUAACAAAGGUAAGGGUAGCUUUAAAGUCAAAACUCAUAUUUGUAAAUAAUUAUUUAUAAGAACUGUCUGUAACACUCUAGACUAUGAUGAUUGUUUUAACUUAUUAUGAAAGCUGAUAUGAGAUCAUGACUCACAUUUAUUGUCUUUACAUGGAACUUUAUUGAUGGGUCUUUAUUCUAGGCUAUUAUGAUUUUGGAUCAGGAUAGGUCUAAACUGGUUUUGCAAAACACUAAUUAUAAAGAAGUUAUGAAGAGGAUGUGGUA
Messenger RNA from Scomber scombrus (Atlantic mackerel), 2873 nucleotides. Its product is annotated as gastrula zinc finger protein XlCGF57.1. Gene Ontology annotation, cellular component: nucleus. Gene Ontology annotation, molecular function: RNA polymerase II cis-regulatory region sequence-specific DNA binding; DNA-binding transcription activator activity, RNA polymerase II-specific. NCBI's taxonomy places the organism in Eukaryota, Metazoa, Chordata, Actinopteri, Scombriformes, Scombridae. The coding region runs from base 160 to 2013 and encodes 617 amino acids. The transcript has 3 exons. Gene Ontology annotation, biological process: regulation of transcription by RNA polymerase II. The record is from RefSeq and is a predicted model, not a curated record.